AUGAGUCGCCCGCCCAGCCUACCCUCACAUUCAGGUCCUCCACACUCUUACAACUCUUACUCAAUACCACAUGCCCUCCAUUCUCGGCCGGAAAUAGUCACCCCCAGUCAACAGGUCCGCUCCAGGGAUUCCAUCGGAAACCAGAAUCAUGCACAACAACUACCGAGCCUUCGCACCCUUCUAGAACCAGAACUACUCGACAAGAAGUUAUCCGAUCCAUCAUUACGCUCAAAUGGCCCCCAGAUUUCUCUCGGCCAUGGCGCCCUCUACGGAUCGUCCAGCCCGACGUUGAAAAGACGGCAUGAUUUCGAUGGUCACUCUCACCGAUACCCCGAGGAUAAUGCUAUCGCUUCUCAAACAUCAUACCUUCAGCGUCCACCCCUCUCUACUGCAAACACCGGCAUCCAAUCCACGGUCUCAACCCCAGGCUCUACGUUCGGCAACACUCCAUUGGGACUUCAACGUCGCGAGAGCUUUGCCUACCCGUCGCAUCAUGAUCCAGCGGGCAAUAAUUUUCGGCCGAUGUCGACAGUGUCUGAUCCAACAACAGCAUUUGCGAAUCAGUCAGUCCACGAUGAGCUCGGAGACGCUGGCAGACCCGUUAGACGACGCAUUGAUGGUACCUCACGCGCCCCAAUACGAUCGUCGCAAUGCAUUGGGCAGCGUGAAAUGCCUGGCGAAGGCCUAUGCUACGUCUACGAGGACGGCACAUAUUGCCGCGCCAUCAUAGAUGGCGAACCAGUCAACCCAUCGUGGGGUAUCACGAAAGCAGGGAAACCACGCAAGCGUCUUGCUCAGGCCUGUCUGACAUGUCGAGAGAAGAAGAUAAAGUGUGAGCCUGGUUAUCCGAAGUGUCAUCAGUGCGCGAAGUCGCAGAGGGUCUGCAGAGGUGGUGUCAACCAAGCUGGCGUGAGCAAUGCCUCCGGCGAGACGUCGCCGUCAAGUUCCGCUCUAUUGUUUAAGAACCCGUCUACCGAAGUCCUCAGUCCUGCUGCUGGCCCAGACAGAAGCAAAGCUCCUGGAGAGCUGCGGGAAUCCACCAAAAAAGUCGACUCGUGGAAUCCUGUGACUCAUUUCAGAUCUCGGAACUUCCACCCCAAUUCUGCUGCGACAUCACGAGACAUGUCGGUGCACUCUGUCGACUCAGAUUGGAGCGGCUCCGCCAAUGACCAAGGCGUGGAGGAUCCCAGGCGCGGCACAUACCAAGACCAGCUCGCCGUUCAAUGGGAACAGGAUCCGUACGAAACGGAUCCAAGGCUCACGAUCCAUCUUUUGGAUCUCUACUUUCUCCAUGCCGGGCGUGCCACGUACGGAAUGUUUCCUCGCCGACCCUUUCUCGCCUGGGUGGAAAACGACCGCGAAAAGGGCCAGGACCAUUUAAUGAUUCUGUAUUCCGUCCUGGCUAUGGGAUCGUUAUUCUCCUCAGAUCCAGAUAAACGGGCAUUGGGGAAGCGGUUCGCCGCUGUCGCCUCAUUUGCAGCGGGGAGGCGAUUUGGCAAAUUUACUCUGCAACUGUGCCAGUGUCGCUUGAUGCUUGCCCUGUACUACCUCGCGCGAGGUAAAUUGCAAGAGGCAUGGGACUUUUGUGGGGCUGGUCUACGAGCAAUUAGCGCACUUAGAUUGAAUACCGAGGAAGGCGUCAAGGAGCUGGCAGAUAGCAACCUAGACCUGGACUACGGGUUUGACCGCUGGACUUACGAAGAAUGUGUCCGCCGCACCUUCUGGUCUGGCCUUUUGAUGGAUCGAUACAACGCAUUCUUUGGUGGGACCCUGUUCGUCAUUAGUAUAGAGGAUGCCUACGUUCGGCUUCCUUGUCCAGACAAUACAUAUGAGGCGUCUACACCCUGCGAAACACCCUUCUUCGACGAAGAUCUUCUAACAGGACAUUCCUUAACUGCUCCGGUUUUGGGAGAUAUGGCAUACUUGUGUAUCAUGUCAGCACUCUGGGGAGAUGUGGUUACUUUUACCGGACGAGCCGUGCGCCGAUUCGACACUGCUUACGAGCGACAUUACGAAUCAUUUUACUCAAAAACGUACGAAAAGAUGGAGGCAUGGCAUGGCAUGCUACCGACCAACCUUCGACACAGUCCACAGAACCUUGAGAACAGCAUUGUCGAGGGAUAUACAGGCACCUUCUUGUCCAUACAUGCCCUUUAUCACGCCGCAGUCAUACGACUCAAUCGACACAUUCGCAUACGCGCGAUGCCGAUAGAAAGGAUACGUCGCAACAUUGAACUGGCGUUCCGCAGUGCAACCAACUUCUUGUCAUUGAUGCAUUCAUUGGCUGUAAUCAACCGCCAACGGCGCCUUUCCCCCAAUGCCACAUCACAAUUCCUGUUUUCGACACCGUUCCCAGGCUAUGCACUGAUGCUCUCCGUUGAUGUUCUCACCUCUGCGGGUACCUUUUCCACGCUGCCAGGCCUCAUUGAGACAAUCGGCACUACGAUAUCCUGCAUUGAAGAGCUGUCAGGCUUUUGGGCUUCAGCAGAAGCGCAACAACAGGCAGUAUCGAACCGCUUGAAGCAGCUCACAGACAUCGCUGUGCAAGACGAUCAGGGCGUCAGAAAUGGUAGCUACGGGCAUUACUGGAAGAUGAACGAAAGCCUCGAGACAGCUUUCGGUAACGACGACGUGGUGUACAAGGCCGAUGACCAAUUACUAUUUGAUGUUGUCGGACAGGUUAUAGGUCACUGA
This is a messenger RNA of Cucurbitaria berberidis CBS 394.84, 2694 nucleotides long. RefSeq lists its product as uncharacterized. Bases 1 to 2694 code for a protein of 897 amino acids. Gene Ontology annotation, cellular component: nucleus. The record is from RefSeq and is a predicted model, not a curated record. Gene Ontology annotation, biological process: regulation of DNA-templated transcription; DNA-templated transcription. Gene Ontology annotation, molecular function: DNA-binding transcription factor activity, RNA polymerase II-specific; zinc ion binding; DNA binding. Lineage: Eukaryota; Fungi; Ascomycota; Dothideomycetes; Pleosporales; Cucurbitariaceae. The transcript is spliced from 3 exons.